GAAAAUCGUAUUCCCCCAACCACGCUCGCUAUAAAUCUGUCUCGAUUGUUCAUGGACUCUCGAAUACUCAGCUCAAUCCCUCGAUCUUUGACUCGCACGGGAUGCCUUUCUCAAUGAUGGAAACAGGCUUCACUGUUGUUCUUCUGGUCUUAGUGACUUAUGCUGUGAAGCGAGCAGUAGACGCCCGAUCGCAGGAUGUGAGACUGCUCCCUGGGCCAUCGUCCUCAUCUUGGCUGUUCGGUAAGCGUCCUGGUCGGACAUAGUGCUCCCCUCAUCGAGCGACUGUGACAGGCAACCUGCCCGAGAUGUUCUUACCGCACAACUACGGGGACAACGAAUAUCGUUGGGCGAGUGAGUAUGGAGGGGUGUAUCUGCUGCGCGGUGUUUUCAGUCAACCACGACUGAUGGUAUCAGACCCAGUGGCGCUCAACCACCUUCUCAAGAAUGACAACGCUUACUAUGAGCCGAUGUUUCUUGCUUUGACUACGGCACUAUACGGGCGGCGGAAUCCGAUGGCGCUGAGAGAUAAUGCGCAUCGCCAUUCCAAGGUCGCUCGCGUCAAGAUUCGGAUACCCGCAGUUCCUUAUCGAGGGGCUGACAUCUCAUUUACCGGCGUCCUUCCUUAACUGGAUGUUUGGCAAUGCUCCGCUGCGGAUGUUUGCGUUGACUCGGAAAACAAAGUCUCUGUGCACGGAGCUGGGCAACUAAGUUGUCUCAGAGAUGACUACAGACGAGGGUGAUGUCCAAGGCACACACCUGUUUGCCAAAAUCCUCGCCGGCAACUUGAGCAAAUCUCUGUCCACGGAUCUUCUCGUUGAUCAAACUAGUAUCUUGAUGAUAGGGGGUCAAGACACGACAUCGAAUACAAUGGCAUUUGCGCUUAUCGAGCUUGCUCGACACCCCGCCCUGCAAGCUAGUCUCCGGGCCGAGCUUCUCGACGCUGGCGCAGACACCGCAAACGGGUUCGAUUCGCUGCCCCUGUUGAAUGCCGUCAUCAAGGAAACCCUCCGAUUCUAUCCGGCUGAGCCUAUAUCGGAGAAAGUGGCGCUUGUUGACUUGGCCGUGCCACUCAGUAAACCAGUGACUUUGAAGGAUGGACGCGUUGUCAACGAGCUCUUUGUUCGCAAAGGACAGUACAUCGGCUGUGAGUUUGGGGCGUACCAGCGAACUACGAGCCGUUGGGGACCGAAGCCCGAAGAAUUCAAUCCAUACCGGUGGAUAGAAGAUCAAGUCGGCCAAGAGGGAGAGACGAUGGCGUCUAGCCCCUAUUCCAGUCUGUUAUCUUUUGCUAACGGGCCGCAUGUGUGUCUUGGAUCUCCCCCUCUGUAG
This is a messenger RNA of Mycena citricolor, 1329 nucleotides long. NCBI's taxonomy places the organism in Eukaryota, Fungi, Basidiomycota, Agaricomycetes, Agaricales, Mycenaceae. The record is from the annotation of a GenBank genome assembly.